CCUUCUUUCUCACUAAACAUACUUUUUCGAUUGUUCAAAGAGAAAUGCUGAAUUAAUAGCAAUUUUACGGUCAUGGGUGGAUGCCUAGGAACUUCGACGGACGACCUGGGUUUCCACGGAGACGGCGAAGGCUCCAAUUCAGUGGCCAUCGGUCGUAACAAACCUUUGAAGAGACAUACACUGUUAUGGAAUGCCGACGUGCCGAUGACUGUUGGACAACUGAGGAGCAAGAGAGAUGAGUUCUGGGACACGGCGCCUGUCUUUGACGGCCGGAGAGAAAUAUGGGAUGCGUUACGAGCGGCCGCCGACGCCGUGGAGAACACGGAUUAUGAGCUUGCACAGGCGAUCGUCGAUGGAGCGAAUAUCACACUUCCUAGAGGUGAGUUGACAGAAUGCUAUGAUGAACUGGGAAAUCGGUAUGUCAUUCCCAACUACUGCCUUAGUCGUCCGGUCAAUAUGCAAUGUGAGACUGGCUCUGAUGCAACAGUAGAACAACAGGACAAUUCGAAUCAGGCAAGUACGGCACAACCAGUAAGCAAACAAAAGCAGAAGAAAAAAUCGAAGGAAGGAGACACUGUUCGUGAUGACGAAGGUACACCAAAUCGAGUGGUAAUGAAACUUCGUCUGUCCACUGGUCCAGAACUGAAGCUUCAUUUCCAGGCGAAGGACACAAUUGCAGAUGUAAAGAGAAGAAUACAGGAAAAAGAUGGUAUUGAUGUGUCACGUCAGAGGCUAUUCUCGAGCGGACGGUUGCUAAUGGAUAAGAGUACUAUUGAAAGUUGUUCUAUACCGAAAGGAUUUGUUGUUCAAGUUAUAGUUGGGCCUGAGGUGCAGUGAGCUGCUUUGGUGUUGUAGACAGUGUAUAUCAUACCUGUAGAUUUUAGUACAGUGUGUACCCUAAUGCCAUGUGAGACGUAUUACAAGAAGGAUGAGAGCAUGUAACUAGCUUGUCUGUUCUUCACU
This is a messenger RNA of Corticium candelabrum, 963 nucleotides long. Its product is annotated as ubiquitin domain-containing protein 1-like. Gene Ontology annotation, molecular function: protein binding. The record is from RefSeq and is a predicted model, not a curated record. Lineage: Eukaryota; Metazoa; Porifera; Homoscleromorpha; Homosclerophorida; Plakinidae. The coding region runs from base 73 to 837 and encodes 254 amino acids. The transcript is spliced from 3 exons.